GGGACGGGACGGGACGGCACCGACGGGACGGGACGGGGCAGCACGCGCACCCCCGCCGCCAUGCCCAAUGACUCCCCGGCCUUCGGCAAGCCGCAGGAGGCCCCCGGCCCCGCGGACAAGGCGGGCGGCUUCGCCAAGGCGGCGGCCCAAAUGGCGGCCGCCCCGGCACCGGGGGUCGCGGCCGCCUCCGCCGCCUCCGCCGCGGCGGGGAAGAAGCUGCCGCGGCUGCCCAAGUGCGCCCGCUGCCGCAACCACGGCUACUCGUCGCCGCUGAAGGGGCACAAGCGGUUCUGCAUGUGGCGGGACUGCCAGUGCAAGAAGUGCAGCCUGAUCGCCGAGCGGCAGCGGGUCAUGGCAGCGCAGGUUGCACUGAGAAGGCAGCAAGCUCAGGAAGAGGAACUGGGAAUCAGCCACCCAGUACCCCUGCCCAGUGUCCCAGAGCAGUUCAUUAAGAAGAAUGGUGGUGGCAGCUCUUGUCUCUUGUUGGAAAGCAGCAGCCCGACACACUCCACAAGUACAGCAACAACAGCAACUAGCACGCCCUCAGAGGGACGGAUGCUCAUUCAGGACAUCCCUUCCAUCCCCAGCAGAGGGCACUUGGAGAGCACGUCUGAUUUGGUUGUGGACUCCACCUACUACACCAGUUUUUACCAGCCAUCCCUGUAUCCUUACUAUAACAACCUGUACAACUACUCCCAGUACCAAAUGGCAGUGGCUGGUGAGCCUUCCUCAAGUGAGACAGGGGGUGCAAUUGUAGGGCCGGCCAUGAAAAACAGCCUUCGAAGCCUCCCAGCAACAUACAUGCCAAGCCAGUCAGGAAAGCAAUGGCAGAUGAAGGGGAUGGAGAACCGCCAUGCCAUGAGCUCCCAGUACAGGAUGUGCUCCUACUACCCACCCGCUUCUUACCUGGGCCAGGGGGUCGGAACUCCGGCGUGCGUCCCGCAGAUCCUGACCUCAGAGGACAUCCCCUCAUACUCAGAGUCGAAAGUGAGAGUGUUUUCGCCGCCCAGCAGCCAGGACUCCGGCCUGGGGUGCCUGUCCAGCAACGAGAGCACCAAGGGGGACUUGGAAUGCGAGCCCCGCCAGGAGCCCGGCGCCUUCGCGUCGAGUGCCUUGCCUUAGAUCGCAACGUAAACUGCAAGCAAAUAAGUCUCUGAAAAGUUACUGUGAUUUUCCGUGUUCGUUAUUUUGUUGAAAGCUGCUCGUUGUGUUCUUUCUCCGCGUUACAGAAGCCAACCUGAAAUGAAACUAGUCUGGAAAAAUUCAUUGUUCUCUGUAGUUGCAGCUGUACCUGAAAUAAAAAUGUUAUUGAUGACUGAAUUUUCUUGUGUGUAUAUUUGGUGAGCUGUAUUAAAACAGAAAAAAAGAAAUUACUUGUAUUUUCUUCGCUCUGUGCUUUGAAAACAUCUAUUUGAUUUCACCCCCAUCUGUUGUAAUCAAUAACCUGACCAUCUUGUUUUUUAUUAAAUGCACUUACUCUUAA
Messenger RNA from Oxyura jamaicensis (ruddy duck), 1483 nucleotides. It is a transcript of the gene DMRT1, whose product is annotated as doublesex and mab-3 related transcription factor 1. The record is from RefSeq and is a predicted model, not a curated record. Gene Ontology annotation, biological process: sex differentiation; regulation of transcription by RNA polymerase II. Bases 61 to 1122 code for a protein of 353 amino acids. Gene Ontology annotation, cellular component: nucleus. The transcript has 6 exons. NCBI's taxonomy places the organism in Eukaryota, Metazoa, Chordata, Aves, Anseriformes, Anatidae. Gene Ontology annotation, molecular function: DNA-binding transcription factor activity, RNA polymerase II-specific; RNA polymerase II cis-regulatory region sequence-specific DNA binding.